Messenger RNA from Orussus abietinus, 4693 nucleotides. RefSeq names its product protein mesh (gene mesh). Gene Ontology annotation, biological process: cell-matrix adhesion. The coding region runs from base 36 to 4037 and encodes 1333 amino acids. The transcript has 15 exons. NCBI's taxonomy places the organism in Eukaryota, Metazoa, Arthropoda, Insecta, Hymenoptera, Orussidae. The record is from RefSeq and is a predicted model, not a curated record.
AGUAGCAGGUUAAUUGGCCUACCUCGCGGUGCGAAAUGCGGCCCAAAAUGCGGCACCGAUCGGUCGGGAUCUUCCAAGUUUUGCUAAUCUCCGGUUACCUAACCAGCGUUUACUGCCAGACCGAGAACGAGAGCUUCGAGAGCGUUUUCGGCCUGAGGGAAUCCCCAGAAACCGAGCCAGCCCUCGGGGACUCCCAGGACCAGGGUGCUGGACACGUGGGGGUCCCCGAGGAGGGCCUGGAGGACCUGGACGAGACGGGGCAUCCCGAGGAACCCUCGAACCAGGAUAAAAGACCCGACCAAAAUGGGGAAAUCCCUCUCGAGGCUACUCCACCAGAUCAUCCUGAGGAGCAUCCUCUGGAGGCGCCGGAGUCCCCAGGACCUCUUGGCAUCUCCAGGAGGAUAAACCUCGAUAGAAGCGGUAAAUAUGUCGCUUAUGAUUCGGAUGCACCUGACGCCGAUCGGUACGCCCCUCGACCUGAAGAUUCGGUCGGCAAUUACACAAUUACCGAGACCAGAUUACGGGAAAUUCGAUCGAAAUUUAUGUACUGGUAUUUCGACAAAGGCGGUGAUAACGACAUGGGCGAUUAUCAGACCGACAUUCACUCCUCCACCCCGCAGAUUCACAAGAACUUCAACUUUCAACUACCCUUCUAUGGAUUUCGCUACAAUUACACCAGGUUGUCCAUGAAUGGCUUUUUGGAGUUCAGCGAUCCACCCGAGCAUUACACCUACCCCCUCGUAUUUCCCAUUAAGGAUUGGCCCAGGAAGAACGACCCCAGCUUCAUCGGCAUCUUCUUCAGCAAAUGCCGGAUAGGAAAGCUGAGACCCACAGACCUAGACCAAAGAAGCCCUGGGGUGUACUUCAGAUUGGAGAGAGAUCUGCAAACAAGGACGGAUAAGUUUGGCGUAGAAAUGCGAGAACGAGUUAAGUGGGACAUCCGAGAAGGUGUGGUAGGAUCAGACUCCUUCCUGCCGAAACACGCGGUGAUAAUAACUUGGAAGAACAUGUCCUUUGCCGGAGGUAUCGACAAUUCCUUGUACACGACUAACACCUUCCAAAUGGUCCUGGCGACCGACGAGGUGUACACUUACGCGAUUUUCAAUUACCUGGACAUCCAAUGGACCAGCCACACGGAAGCUGGAGGAGACACCACCAAAGGAGAGGGUGGAGUACCGGCCUACAUAGGGUUCAAUGCCGGGAAUGGAACUCAAAGUUACGAGUACAAGCCGUAUUCUCAGAUGUCCACGUUGAGGGAUCUGACGGGAAGAGGAUGGGCAAAUGGAUUUCCUGGACGGCACAUUUUCAGGAUCGACGAGAAAAUUAUGCUCGGUACAUGUAACAAAGACAUCGCUGGAGCUCAUCUGCCGUUGGUUUUCGCCCCAGAAAGUGGGAACAUGCUUGGAGGCACCGUGGUUAAUAUUACCGGUCCAUGUUUCGAUAAAAAUGAUAAAGUAAGGUGCCGAUUCGAUACCGAAGAAGUCGUGGGAACAGUUAUCGAUACCAAUCGAGCUAUUUGCAUUCAACCCUUUGUACAAGCCGAAGGAUACAUCAGAUUUGCAGUCGCAAUCGGUAGUGGAAGGUACGACUGGAAGGGGAAAUAUUUCAUAGAAACACCAGCGACGGCUACAGAGAAAAUAUUCUUUUCAACUAGAGCCGUACACGAAAGAGAACCCACAGAAAUCCACAUAACAUGGAACAAGUACAAUUUGACAAGCAAUUUAAAUGCCGCGGUGCAAAUUUCAUUAUGGGGAUAUCGCGAGACGACCAUUAGACCCGAACUGGAGUACAUUGAUAUAUUGGAGGAAGGUGCAACAAAUACCGGAGCAUACACCAUUGCACCUCCCAUGUACAGAAACAGAGAAAAUCCUCGGCAUCAGGACAUGUACUUUGGAUUUAUUCAAAUUAAUUUAACUAAUCCCACGCAGUAUUCCGGAUUGGAGAUUACACCUGUUCUGUGGAGCAAGCCUAUACCCCUUGGAUGGUACUUCGGACCACAAUGGGAACAAAAGCAUGGAUAUCGGUGGCCUCAACGACUCUGUGACAAGUGGAUCAAGGAUGACAGAUAUUUGAAGAAUUUCGCAGCCGAAGUGUCACUUUGUCCAUGCACCCUCGAGCACGCCUUAUACGAUAAAGGCCGGUAUCUUCCCGACUAUGAUUGCGAUAAAGAUUCCAAUCCCGAUUGCUAUUACAACCGAGGAGCCAUCCAUUGUGUCAAAACUGGAGCACCAAAUUUGGAUGGGUCGGAGCAGCAGUGCUGUUACGAUAAAAAUGGCUUCCUGAUGCUGACCUACGACCAACAGUGGGGCUCCCGUCCACAUCGCUCGCACAAUUUGGGAUUUCUUCCAUGGAACGAAGCGAACAAGGUCCCCAGUCUUUCGAAUUGGUUCCACGACAUGGUACCGAUGUACCUCUGCUGCCUUUGGCAAGAGGAACAAGCCGUAGGGUGCGAAACUUUCAGGUUCGAGAGAAGACCAUCCCAAGAUUGCGUGGCUUAUCAGUCGCCAGCCAUUGCUUCCGUUUUCGGGGACCCACACGUUGUAACAUUCGACGGCUUGGAAUAUACUUUCAACGGGAAGGGAGAGUUCGUAUUGGUCAAGGUGGACACCAUAAAAGACAAGUUGGACGUCCAAGGAAGAUUCGAGCAAAUGUCGAACAAUUUUUAUGGAGAAGUUCGCGCUACUCAGCUGACCUCAGUGGCAGCUAGGGGCAACAAUUCAGCUACGAUAGAAGUAAGACUUCGUCCUCAACAUGCACAGUGGAGGUAUCGCCUUGAUGUAUUUGCUGACGGAAGACGUGUCUACUUUGAUAGGCAAUCUCUGAAGUUUCAACACUUCGCUGGAGUUGUAGUGUACACCCCGACUUAUAUUUUAAAUCAGAGCGAAGUGAUAAUUAUGUUCGAUACAGGUGCUGGGAUUGAAAUCGUUGAAAAUCAAGGCUUCAUGACCGCCAGAGUUUAUCUACCAUGGAUAUACAUGAACAAAACAAGAGGUUUAAUGGGAAACUGGAGUUACGAUAUUACGGAUGAUUUCACAAAUCCCGACGGAAUAGUCUCCGCGAUAAGUAAUAUUAAUAAUUUCGAGACCGUCCACCGAGAAUUCGCUAUUAAUUGGCUUUUAGAAGACAGAGAAGACAAAUACAAGGGAGCUGCGUUGUUCACAAGAGAAUUUGGUAGAACGGCUAGUUAUUAUGCAAAUCGCACAUUCGUGCCGGAAUGGCGGAAGCUACCGGAAGAAUUUUUGACACUCAACAGGACUGACGACAUAAUUCGAGCUCACGACCUUUGCGGAGAUUCGUACCAAUGUCAGUACGAUUAUGCAAUGACACUUAAUCGGGACUUAGCUCAUUUUACGAAGAAUUACUACGACACUUAUACUCAAAUAAGGGCAAUUAAUAACAGAAGAACCAUUUCCUGUGGAAUUUUGGAGACGCCAAGAUUUGGCAGGAAGAGCAAUUUUUUAUUUAUUCCCGGGACUAGAGUGACAUUCGAAUGCAAUCAGGACUUCGUGCUGGUUGGUGAUCAACGAAGAGUUUGCACACCAGAAGGACGAUGGAAUGCUCCCGAGUACGGCUACACGGAAUGCCUACGUCAGAUCGAGUAUGCCCAGCGAACGGCUUGGACGACAAUGGGCAUAAUUAGUGCGGUAUUAAUUCCCGUGAUAGCGUGCAUCGCAGGUGCAUUCGUGUGCAUAAGAAAGUCCCAGGUGCAGGAGAGCUCGGUAAAGUCCUGGCGGUUCUCCGAGAGGAGUGAUAACGAUAACGACUCGCCGGUAUCGCGGCAUAGCACGUCGUUGAAGUCAUUCGUAAGACCCACUUCCCCAAGGGGCGAAACCGGCCCUGGUGGGAUAAGUCCAGCUAGAAAACGGAGAAGUUACGACGGGGUUUAUCGGACCCACGAGCCUCUUCCGAACAAGCCUUUCAUAGAUUUCGAGGAGAAAGACUUUGACUUGAAAGAGCCCAAUUCUCCGACCGGCUCUGACUCUACCACGGGCUCUGAUAAAAAACCUGCUAGCCCGAGUAGAGAAAGUGACGUUUAAGGCUCUACAUAAAUUUAGAAUAUUCCACUGAUGGGAUAAGUGUACUUUGUACCCCUAGAUGAAGUUUCAUCGAACCAGAGAUGAUAUCGUUCCUUCGAUCGGUACCAAAGAAAUGUCAAGAGACUCGGUAGAGUUUCGAGCCAAAUGCAUUUGCGCGAGAAACUCCCCUAGUAGCACUGAAUAAUUUCUAAAUAUUUCUUUGUAAUCUGCGCUGAAUAUCUCAAGCGACAGAUUUUUUUAAAGAUUUCUUGUAGACUUCAUUCGAAGAUAUCCGAAAUAUUUAUUGAAAAUCUCAAUGACAUAUUUAAUAUCAAAAAGCUCGGUAGAGUUUCGAGCCAAAUUAUUUCACUCAAUUGAGCUCUAAUUAAUCAUCGUAAUUCAGAGGAAAUGUUACGUCCUAUUUAUUCGAGGUUCACCCGCGUACUUUGCAUACAUAUUCGUAGGGUAGUUAAUAUUUUUUACUGAACGACACAGUGCCUUGGAUCAUUGUUAAUGCAUACCGUAGUUGUGGAAUAGAAAUGCGCUUUGUUAUAAUGAUUCGAUAUAGCAAUAAUCAGGCGAUUCUUAUAUCCAGGAUGUAUGGUAUUUAUUUGUACAACAAUUGUAUCUUUCACUUUACGCUAUCCGGAGAAUUAAUAAAGCUUUUCCAUACGUAA